CGUGCCCCCGUUCUGCCAGCUCCCACCUCUCCGCACAUCGCGGAUCUGCCUGUGCUGUCCGGCCGCCUUUACCCCCCGGAUCAUCUGCCUAUUCGAUAUCGUUGCUCUUGCUUACCAUGAGUCAGCCUCAGCCCAUCGGCCUCGUCGAGAUUCUGGCAGGCAAAUGCGAGCGGGUCGCAUCCUCCAAUCUGAUCAAGCCAGACAACAGAAAAGGAGUGCUCAUCCUGAGCGUUUCCGAUGAGGACGGACUCACCCACCUUUACUGGAAGGACCGGACCUUAAAUGCGGUCCAGGACGACUGGAUCGUCUUCCCGAACGAUGCCAGUCUUCAAAAAAUCGGCAUGGCGCGCACAUAUGUCCUCAAGUUUGUGUCGUCGUCCGAACGGCACUUUUUCUGGAUCCAAGAUCCGGACGAAGCCAAGGACGCCGAGACCAUCGAGCAGUUCAACACCCUCAUCAACAAUCCUCCCGCCUUGGAUGAUGAGGAUGGAGACGAUGUUGGCGACGAGCACGACGACUCUAUGCAAGACAUCGAGCAGGAAGCAGGGCCCCAGCAAUCCAGCUCGCACCCGGUGCCGUUGCAACCACACGGAAUGAGCCAGCCGCUGGGCAGUCUAACACUCGAGCAGCUCAGAAGCAUCCUAGCUGGGAUCCCCAGUGGGCCAGGCCAAGCAGAGAUCAAAGACAUCAAUCUCGCUGCUGUCCUGACAGCCGACAACGUCUCUCCUCUGCUCAACGACGCAGCGGUUUGUGAGAGAUUGAGCAAGAACCUUCCGGCGAGUGACGCAUCUGCGACGGGAAUUCGGGAGACGCUCCAAAGCCCGCAGUUCCGCCACUCGCUCCGAUCUUUGACCAAGGCGAUUCAGUCUGGACAGCUCGGUCCGAUGCUGCGCGAGUUUGGCAUCGAUGACAGCAAACCCAUCUUCACUGUUGAAGCGUUGCUCAAGGCAUUCCAGGAGAAAGCGGCCCGAGAUCGUGCAUCCCAGUGAAGAUGCGAGCCGGAUGGCCGUUUCUUGUCUCUCAAUACACAAAUGUGUCAGAACACCAGCAACCGACGGCACUCUGGAUACCGGCAACGCUGCGCCGCGAGACUGCGGACUCAUCCUAUAUGCGCGG
Molecule: messenger RNA, 1116 nt
Organism: Polychytrium aggregatum
Lineage: Eukaryota; Fungi; Chytridiomycota; Chytridiomycetes; Polychytriales
Product: proteasome complex subunit Rpn13 ubiquitin receptor-domain-containing protein
Exons: 12
Coding region: 117-989 (290 amino acids)
Biological process (GO): ubiquitin-dependent protein catabolic process
Cellular component (GO): proteasome regulatory particle, lid subcomplex; nucleus; cytoplasm
Molecular function (GO): proteasome binding; endopeptidase activator activity; ubiquitin binding
Source: RefSeq, a predicted model, not a curated record